This is a messenger RNA of Peronospora matthiolae, 1830 nucleotides long. NCBI's taxonomy places the organism in Eukaryota, Oomycota, Peronosporomycetes, Peronosporales, Peronosporaceae. The record is from the annotation of a GenBank genome assembly.
AUGAGCAAGUCGCAUCGCAAGGGCGCAGCUUCGUCAGAGGUGACGCCGCCAACCGGUGAAAAAGAGGAGUUAACUGCAGCUACGGUGCCAGCGGCUGUAGAUGGUAGUGCUGAGGGAGCAGGCACGAGACUGGAGAAGAAGAAGAAGAAGAACAAGUCGGCUAAGGCCAAAGAGGCAGAGAAGCGUGAGGGCGAGUCUGAAGUGGCCGAAACGGUCGAGUCUGUUGGUGAGACUGGAGACGACAAACAGGAUGAAGAGACAGAGGAGGCGAUCAGUGAGGCUGCCAGACUCAGCCAAGCCGAGGGCAGUGUGGAUGAGCGCUACUUUAGCGGUGAGGACUUCGCUUCGCUGCCACUUUCUGAGCCCACACGUAAGGCGCUAGCUGACAUGGGCUUCUCUAAAAUGACCAAAAUCCAGUCCAAGUCGAUUCGUCCGUUGUUGGCUGGUCAGGAUUUACUGGGGGCAGCCAAGACGGGUUCUGGAAAGACGCUGUCUUUCUUGAUUCCGGCGAUUGAGCUAAUGCACAAAGUGCGUUUCACGGCACGCAAAGGAACGGGCUGCAUUGUGAUUUCUCCGACUCGCGAACUGGCGCUGCAGAUAUACGGUGUUGUGCGUGACAUCUGCAAAUACCAUUCACAGACGCACGGGAUUGUGAUGGGAGGCGCUAACCGCCGCGCUGAGGCCGAGCGCUUGGUAAAGGGCGUAAACAUUCUGAUCUCCACGCCUGGUCGUCUGUUAGAUCACCUGCAGAACACGAAGGCCUUUGUGUAUCACAAUCUGCAGAUUCUUGUGAUUGACGAGGCCGAUCGCAUUUUGUCGAUCGGUUUUGAAGAGGAGAUGCGUCAGAUCAUAAAGUGCAUACCUAAGGAGCGUCAGACGAUGUUGUUUAGUGCUACGCAGACAAAGAAGGUGGAGGACCUUGCUCGUCUAUCCAUCAAGGAGAAGCCGGUGUAUGUUGGUGUGGAAGAGGAGGAUACCAAGGCUACGGUAGCAACACUCGAACAGGGAUAUGUCGUUACACCGAGUGAUAAGCGCUUCCUGUUGCUGUUCACGUUUCUCAAGAAGAAUCUGAAGAAGAAAGUGAUGGUGUUCUUUUCGUCGUGCAAUGCAGUCAAGUUCUACGGGGAACUUCUGAAUUAUAUCGACAUUCCUGUGCUGGACAUUCACGGAAAGCAGAAACAAAACAAACGCACGACGACAUUCUUUCAGUUUUGUAACGCAAAGACGGGCAUCUUGCUUUGUACUGACGUGGCGGCGCGAGGUCUCGACAUUCCGGCCGUGGACUGGAUUAUUCAGUUUGACCCGCCUGAUGACCCGCGCGAGUACAUUCACCGCGUCGGUCGUACGGCUCGUGGCGCUAAGGGCAAGGGUAAGGCAUUGCUCAUGCUUUUGCCAGAUGAACUUGGCUUUUUGAAGUACCUCAAGGCUUCAAAGGUGGCACUUAAUGAGUACGAGUUUCCUGUUUCGAAAAUUGCCAAUGUCGAGUCACAACUGAUGAAGCUCGUGGAGAAAACGUACUACCUGCACAAAUCAGCCAAGGAUGCGUACCGUGGCUAUCUGCUGGCGUACGCUUCGCAUUCGUUGAAAAGCAUAUUUGAUGUUGGUCGACUCGAUUUGCAAGGGGUUGCCAAGUCGUUUGGACUCCAGAUUCCGCCCAAGGUGACGCUUCCUGUGAAGACGAAUGGCAAGACUGGAAAGCGCAAGGGCAAAUCGUUCGACAAUGAUGGUAGCGCACGUGGUGGCAAGUUCCAGCGUUCGGGACACUCAUUUAGCGCCGACAACCCGUACGGCAAGCGCGUUGUGGGGGACAAGCGUCAGUUUGUCCACUGA